ACGCGCCGCCCCGCGCCCUCCUCCCCGUGCAGCCCCGGCGCGCACAGCGGGGCCGGUACCGGGCACCGCACACCGCUAACGGGUACCGGCACGGCGCAGCAGGUAACGGGGGCGAACCCCGGCUCCGGGAAGGGACCCCCGCCCCGCUGUCGCAGCACCGAGCCCGGCGCUGAGGCAGGGGAGGCGACACCGCGGCACCGGUGAGAGGAGAUGGAGCUGCCGUGAGCCCUGCAUGCCAUGGAUGAGGCGACGGAGCUGCAGACCGGGGGGAACUCCCUCCUGAAGGCAGUGUGGCUGGGCCGGCUGCGGCUGACCCGGCUGCUGCUGGAGGGGGGGGCCUACAUCAAUGAGAGCAACGAGAAGGGGGAGACGGCGCUGAUGGUGGCCUGCAUCACCACGCACGUGGACCAGCAGAGCAUCAGCAAGGCCAAGAUGGUGAAGUACCUGCUGGACAACAGGGCUGACCCCAACAUCCAGGACAAGUCUGGGAAGACGGCCCUGAUGCACGCCUGCAUCCGCGGCGCGGGUGGCGAGGUGGUGACCCUGCUGCUGGACAACGGGGCCGACCCCAGCCUGGAGGACCACUCCGGUGCCUCUGCACUGGUGCACGCCAUCAACGCCGAUGACAAGGAUGUUUUGCAGCACCUCCUGAAUGCCUGCAGAGCCAAGGGGAAGGAGGUGAUCAUCAUCACCAUGGACAAGUCGGCCACCGGCGCCAAGGCCACCAAGCAGUACCUGAACGUGCCCCCAUUGCUGGACUUCAAGGAGAGGGCCUCCCCUGAGACAAGCACCGCAGCGCUGAAGGCGGCCGCCCCAUGCCCACAGCCCGCUGAGCAGGAGCUGCCCCCCGGGGAUGGUCCUCCCACCAAGGCCACCCCUGAGCCGCCCUCCCCGGGCUGGAGGGGCGGCACCACCACCAAGAGAGCGCGGCUCCCGCAGCUGAAGCGGCUGCAGUCGGAGCCGUGGGGGCUGGUCGCGCCCUCAGUGCUGGCUGCGCACCACGAGGAGCAGCGGGUGCGCACGGAUGACGAGCUGGUCAGCAGCAUCGGGGAGCUCGCGCUGUGCAGGAAGGCUCCCCUCAGCCGCAGCAAGGAUGCGCCCCUAUUCCCGCUGGUGGACGAGCAGGCGCUGCGCACGCCUCCAGCCCCCGGGUCCGGCUGCAGGAAGGGGUUCGAGAAGGGCCCCCAGCGCCUGCCUCGCAGGAGCACGUUGCCGGAGCCGCCGGAGAGCAGCGAGGCGAUGGAGGCCCUGCACUGGCGGCGGAUGAGCGCCGAGCACCACGAGUGCGACGCCGGCAUGGCCGAGGCGGGGAGGGUGGCUGCGGAGAGGAGGAAGCUGAGCGGCUCUCACCUGGCUCUGCUGGGUGGUUCGCGGGAGGCUCUGGAUGGCGCCCCCAGCACCUCCCCCGCCGCCGCCCGCCGCCCGCCCAACCUGCUGGAACGGCGCGGCUCCGGCACGCUGCUGCUGGACCACAUCGCGCACACCCGGCCCGGCUACCUGCCCCCCCUCAACGUCAACCCCAGCCCCCCCAUCCCCGACAUCGGAGCCAGCGGCAAGGCCCCCUCCCCGCUGGCUGCCGGCUUCAGGGCCCUGGUGCCCGUCGCGCCCAGCUCCCCCAAGCGGGGUGACCUGAGAACCAAAAAGAAGCUCCUGCGGAGGCACUCCAUGCAGCUGGAGCAGAUGAGGCAGCUGUCUGAUUUUGAGGAAAUCGUGGCGCAGUAGCCGCUUUCCCGGGAAGUUCCCCAAACUGCCCUCUGUAGGAACACACACGGCAGUUCGGAGCGGGGCGGUGCUGCCCUGGGAAGCGCAGGCAGCCCUGGGCUCAAGGCCCCAUGCACAGAGCACUUUCCCCAGAGCAGGGGGGACAACAGGUGGCAGGCAGCACAGAACUGAGUGCCUGGAGCCCUGCCAUGCCGGCUGCUUUUGGACUUUCCCCCCCCCCGUGAGCACUUAUCUGAGAAAUCCAAUCCCAGCACGUUUAGGUAGAGGCAGGCAUCACACCAAGGCUCCCGGCUGCAGUGUGUUUGUUCCUGGUUAUUUACGAUCCAUUCUUCAUCCCUCCCACUCAUCCCAAUGCAGAAAGCGGUCUGGGAGCCCCACGCCAGGGAGUCGGGGGCUGACGUGUGUGUGAAGUGCCUACCGGGAAGGAGCUCAACGCUGCGAGAGGAUGGAGAGCAGAAAUAACCCUCCUUAGCGAUUGAAUGUAUUUAUACCCUCACUGUGCUGCAGAGGCGAGACAACGCUCAGAGGUCCUGCGAUUCCGUUUCCAAGCACUUGGCAACACAGAGCCAGAUCCGCUGCUGGUGCAGCUGGGGAGCCUUGCGCAGAGCUCCGCGUUUGGCACGCUGCGCCCGUGGGGAGCGCGGCUGCCCGGCCCCGCUGCGCUGCGGGUGCCCGAGGAUGGAUGCGCCGCGGUUCCGUCGGCACGGGAGCGCCCUCUGGAAAUGCGUUUUCGAUUUAAAUGUGUUGUUUAGAGUAAAGGUGGGCUUAUAUUUUUACAGCCUUAAAGUUUAUACUUGCUGUCGCUCAGAUGUCUUACAGACGGAAUUUCAGGCACGCUUUAUCUCUAACCACGAAGUUCGUCUUCUAUUUUUGGCUGAGGAAUCCCAAAUCCCAGAGUUUUCAUUCGCGCAUAUCCCCAUAUCUUUAUUGACGCUUCCGCCGGCGCGCUCUGACGGCGGCGGUGCAAACACAGCUCAGCUCCUCUUUGCGCGGGGGCUGUGAGCGCGCAUCUCACUGCAGGAGCGCGCAUUUCACUGCGGGAGCGCGCAUCUCACUGCGGGAACGCGGAGCAGCGCUGCGCCGCAGCCAUUGCCGCUCGCGUGUGCGGUGCGGGGGUGACGCCGUGUGACGGACGGCGGUUUUACAUCCCCGCUC
Lagopus muta (rock ptarmigan) is the source of this 2877-nucleotide messenger RNA. RefSeq names its product ankyrin repeat domain 34C (gene ANKRD34C). The coding region runs from base 238 to 1722 and encodes 494 amino acids. The transcript has 2 exons. NCBI's taxonomy places the organism in Eukaryota, Metazoa, Chordata, Aves, Galliformes, Phasianidae. Gene Ontology annotation, molecular function: protein binding. The record is from RefSeq and is a predicted model, not a curated record.